Messenger RNA from Nakaseomyces glabratus, 1518 nucleotides. It is a transcript of the gene YPS10, whose product is annotated as pepsin-like aspartic protease. NCBI's taxonomy places the organism in Eukaryota, Fungi, Ascomycota, Saccharomycetes, Saccharomycetales, Saccharomycetaceae. Gene Ontology annotation, biological process: proteolysis. The record is from RefSeq and is a predicted model, not a curated record. Gene Ontology annotation, molecular function: aspartic-type endopeptidase activity.
AUGUUAUUCUUGGUUCCUUUUCUAUCGGUUGCCCAGGCCUAUGUUGCGCUUGACUUCGAGAAGUCGCAUGGAGAUGAUCUAGUCAAACGUGACGUGCAGGAUGUCAAGCUUAUCAACAGCCAAAAGGCUAUGCUAUACAACAUACAGCUCUCAGUCGGUACUCCGCCUCAAAAUAUCACUGCGCAGUUGGACACGGGUUCGUCUGAUUUGUGGUUCCCAGACUCUACUAACCCUUACUGUAAGGCGAACAAGAAGCAAGCACCAAAGAGCAUUGCCUCCUUAGAUGCAGGUACUAGACCUACGUCACCUGCACAGGUUCCCAAAUCGUUGAGAAACCUAGACUGUGCUGAGUUCGGGUUGUUCAACUCAAGUGCCUCGACUACUUUCAACUCAAAUAAGACAGAGUUUUUCAUCAGCUACUUGGACUCAUCCUACGCUGAAGGUGUGUGGGCCACGGAUAACUUGUACCUCAAUGGUUUGAACAUCUCUGGACUGAACUUCGGUCUAGCAUACUUCUCAAACUCAUCCAACUCAGUGCUUGGUGUGGGCCUAACACCUUUGGAGGCCUCUUAUGACACAGACAUUAAGCAAGAUGACUCUCCUAGGUUCCAGUACCCUAAUUUCCCACAGAUCUUGAAGCAGAAAGGUGCCAUCAGUAAAGUCACUUAUUCUCUAUACUUGAACGACACUAAGUCCAAAUAUGGUCAAAUCCUGUUUGGUGGUGUUGAUCACAGCAAGUAUGUAGGGCAACUAUACACCAUACCAUUGGUGAACAGCAAGUACCAGAAAUCGCCCGGAGUCAUUGCUGAUUUGGAAGUUACAUUGAAUGGUUUGGGAAUCAGAGAUAACACUACCAACACGAACACAACCUUAUACACUCAGAAACUGCCAGCACUCUUCGACUCUGGUACUAGUUACUCCUAUGUUCCUUACACAAUGGCCCAGGUGAUUGCCUCACAGGUCAACGGUACUAUUGAUAAUAAGACGGAAGCCAUCAGACUGCCAAAAUGUCCAAGCAAGAAGGACACCAGAGAGGUUGUAUUCAACUUCAACGGUGUAGAGAUUGCCAUUCCUCUAAAACAAUUCUAUCAGAAGAAAAGUGGCAAGUGUUACUUGGACUUAAUGGUCGCUCCACCAAACAACGGACCAGGUCUACUGCUGGGUGAUACUUUCUUGAGACAAGUCUACACUGUGUUUGAUCUAGAGGCCCAGGAGUUAUCUAUCGCAAGAGCUAACUUCAACAGCUCGCUGCCAGCAGAUGUAGAAGAGAUCAAGAGUACUGUACCAAGCGCAAUCAAAGCACCUCAAUACUACAACACAUUCUCGGCGUACGAUAACGCUACUCAGGUGGUUGGUAACAUCUUCGAUGCCACUGCUACAGCUUCGAUGGCUCCAAAGAACCAAAGCAACUCCAGCAACUUAUCGAGAAGAGCCUUGAACUACGAAAACAAUUCUGCAAGAUCUUCAACACUGUCAAUCGUCCUAGUACUAGCAGCAAUUACAACAUUAUUUAUGUAA